Messenger RNA from Trichoderma harzianum CBS 226.95, 1971 nucleotides. RefSeq lists its product as hypothetical. Gene Ontology annotation, cellular component: SCF ubiquitin ligase complex. Gene Ontology annotation, molecular function: protein binding. Lineage: Eukaryota; Fungi; Ascomycota; Sordariomycetes; Hypocreales; Hypocreaceae. The record is from RefSeq and is a predicted model, not a curated record. The transcript has a single exon. Gene Ontology annotation, biological process: SCF-dependent proteasomal ubiquitin-dependent protein catabolic process. The coding region runs from base 1 to 1971 and encodes 656 amino acids.
AUGAAGAAGAGAAAAGCGUCGUACAGCGACCAUGGCAACAGCCGCCAGCUAGACGGCUCUUCUGCCACCUCUUCUGCAACCCAUUCCCACUCCCUCAACGACGCCUCGGCCAAGCGGCUGCGUCUCACCAAACCCGUCGACGUGGAGCUCACGACGCCUUCGUACGACGUGACCCGCGAUGUGUCGGACGAGCUGCUGCUGCGCAUCUUCUCCUACGUCGACGAGAAGACGCUGCUGGCCGCCGCGCCCGUGUCGCGCCAGUUCUACAGAGUCGCCUCGGAUCCCCAGCUGUGGCGCUCCCACUACUACCGCAGGUUCAUUCUGCCGCGCGCCAACCGCAUCCCGGGCCUCAAGGGCAAGAACCCGGCACACGCUUCAAGUCAAGAUUGGGAACAGGGUCAGUCGUCAACGCAAACACAAACACAAACACAAACGUCUGCGGGGGCCAAUUCCAACGCCGAACAGGGCAGCUCCAGCUCCAGCUCCAGCUCCAGCUCCAGCUCCAUCUCCAAUCCCGGCUCGUCGAUAUUGGCCCCCACGGCCGUUGAUGCCGUUGAUGCUGAGCCCGUCAAGCUCCCCUUCAAACCCGUUGACCCGGCCGACAAGUCCAGCCACCCAACGGACCUCGUCGACUGGAAGCAGCAGUACCGUCUGCGACACAACUGGGCGCGCGGUCUCUGCGAGGUGCGCCAGGUCCAAGUCAACCCUAAUUUCUCCCUGACUCCCAUCCUGGAGCGCCGGACCUUGGUCAAGGUUGUCAAUGGCCUCGCCGUCACCGUCGACCUGCAAGCCGGGCUCCGGGCCUGGGACUUGCGCACGCAGCUCUCCAUUGCGCAAACAACCACCGAGACCCAUGAUGGCAUCCACCUCGUGCCAACGGCGCUGGCUUUGGACGGCCAGAAGCUCGAGGCGGGCACCUUGGACAUCAUGCUGGGUUUCAACGAUGGCACUUUUGGCAUCUGGCGCCUGACGGUCAAUGAGGGCCGGCUGGCCGUCUUGUAUCGCCAGGACAAGAGCUACGUGGGCAGACUCACAUCGGUCGCAUACUCAUACCCGUAUGCUCUGACGGCCGCUGAGCUGGGAUUCAUCACCCUGUACACCUUUGAGACGCCCGCCCCAGAGCCGGAGCAGACGUCUACUGCUAGUCCGAGCCAUCGUGAUGGUGACAUAGGUUAUCUGAGCGACGGCGAAUUGUCUACGCUACAAGUGGGAAGCCAAGUAGACAAGAGCGCAGACCUCUCCAACCCUUUUGUGCUGUCGUCACUCAAGUCCGAUUAUUCGCGACAGCCGCUGGUCUUGUCUCUCCGUCAGCUCAAGAACUCGGCUGUUGCCUCCAUUGCCUACUCGUUCGACACUGUCGGCGGCUGGGCCAUUGGCAUUCAAAACUUUGACAUCCGGCCUUCGGGCAGCUCCAAGCCGGAUGUCAUCACGUCUCGCGUUGCCUACACCCUACCUACUGAGACGGGAGCAUUGGUCACCACUUCAUCGUACCGGCCAAAGUGCCCUACAUGCUCCAACUUUCCCGACUUGUACAUGGAUGAUGACGAGGGCGGGCCAACCAAGCUAUGCUACAGCCACCCCUACCUGCUCGCGACCAUGCACGACAACACACUUGUGCUGUUUGUUGUUACUGCGACGGAAAAGUCCCUUGUCAUUUCCAACGCUACGAGGCUCUAUGGCCACACCUCGGGCAUCGCCGAUGCCGACGUAACCCCAGAAGGCAGAGCUGUUAGCGUCAGCCAGCGUGGUGACGAGAUUCGAGUCUGGGAUCUCGAGGGACGCCAAAGCGACGUGAGCGUCGAAGUAAGGCCUAGAGAAGGCAGAGACUACAGCGAUGCUGAUGACGAGGACGAUUCCUCAGACGAAGUAGAGCAUAGGCGAAACUGGGUUGGGACUGACGACCAUAGAGUCACAGUCCUGAGAGAGACGUCUGAUGGCGCAGAGAGCUUGGUCACAUAUGAUUUCACUUGA